This is a messenger RNA of Anopheles cruzii, 1428 nucleotides long. RefSeq names its product NADH dehydrogenase (ubiquinone) complex I, assembly factor 6 homolog (gene sicily). The record is from RefSeq and is a predicted model, not a curated record. NCBI's taxonomy places the organism in Eukaryota, Metazoa, Arthropoda, Insecta, Diptera, Culicidae. The transcript is spliced from 2 exons. Gene Ontology annotation, biological process: biosynthetic process; mitochondrial respiratory chain complex I assembly. Bases 44 to 967 code for a protein of 307 amino acids. Gene Ontology annotation, cellular component: mitochondrion.
UUCACCGCUCAAAGUCAGUGACAACAAACGCAAAUUUCUCAAGAUGUUAAGCAUCAGCGCUAGAAAUGUGGCUCGUUUAAAGCGAACCGAUGUGACUCGUGAGGUCGCAUCAUCUGCUAAGAGUUCGUCACAAACGGUUUGUUUGGAUAUCGUAAGGCGGCACGAUAGGGAAAACUUCCUCUGCACGCUGCUGUUGAGCAAUCCGCAACGACGCAGUGCGCUGGCCGUGCGUGCGUUUAACGUGGAAGUGGCGAAGGUUGGCGAGAAGGCGCGAUCCGGCCAUAUCAGCGCAAUGCCGCUGAAGUUUUGGGACGAAACUAUCGCUGGCUUGUAUCGCAAAAAUGGUACACAAAUACCACAGCAGCCCGUUAUCAGCGAGCUGGCCAGUGCAAUCAAUCAUCAUAGGCUUUCUAAAAUGCACUUUCAGCGUCUGGUACGGGCUAGGAUGAACACGAAGCUUAAUUUCGUGAGUGUGAAGCAACUGGAAGACUACGCGGAGCAGUCUGUCUCGAGCGUGCUAUAUUUGCUACUCGAGAUGCAUGACACGCGCAACACACACUGCGACCACGCCGCAUCGCAUCUCGGCAAGGCGCAGGGAAUCGUUAAUCUACUCCGAUCGAUACCGUACCAGGCGCGGCACAACAUGAUGCCGGUACCACAGGAACUGCUAAUCAGCCACGGCGUUAGUCAGGAACGGAUGAUACGCAACGGACGGAACGAUCCAGGGGUCAAGGAAGUCACAUAUAGCUUGGCGAGCGUUGCCCACCAGCAUCUGGCCAAGGCGAAGAAACUGAUGGAGACGCUACCGCGGCAGAUAAAACCAAUCUUUUUGCCUGGUGUAGUUGUCGAACGAUUUCUGAACCGAUUGCGACUGGCAGACUUCGAUAUCUCCAACCCACGGGUGACGCAGACCGAUUCCUUGCUACCGCUAGUGCUAUAUUGGAGAAAGUUUCGGGGAAAUAUCUGAGCACGUAUCGUGCUCAAGUGAUCUAAACUAAACUAACGAAUUAGUAAUAUUGUAUUAAAAAAAAACUACAAAAAAGUGAAGUUGCAAAAGUAAAAGAAAAAUCACCUUUAUUUCCCGAUUACAGAAAAAGAGAUAAAAAUAAGAUGGUGUGCUUCACCGGGACGUGUUCGACCCCGGUUGUUACAAUUGCGUUAGCUGGGCCAGCAAACCGUUUUGAUGCUCCAGCAGUUUCUCGUUGUCAACCUUGUAGUGAUGCUCGCAAAACUCUUCCAUUCGCUUCACAGCCUCGAUAAUCAUCUCUUCCGGUACGGUCAACACAAGACGGAUGUAGUUGGGGUAAUCGAAGCACUGCCCCGGCAGGCAGAAGACGCUCUGCUCGCGCACCAGCGCUUCGACAAAGUUCAAAUCUGUUUCGAACUCCGGAAAGUGCUCGAUGUCGAUUCCGACCAUCAUGUACAUAG